Messenger RNA from Phlebotomus papatasi, 4381 nucleotides. It is a transcript of the gene Sec24AB, whose product is annotated as protein transport protein Sec24A. Gene Ontology annotation, molecular function: SNARE binding; zinc ion binding. Gene Ontology annotation, biological process: endoplasmic reticulum to Golgi vesicle-mediated transport; COPII-coated vesicle cargo loading; intracellular protein transport. Gene Ontology annotation, cellular component: endoplasmic reticulum exit site; COPII vesicle coat. Bases 329 to 3292 code for a protein of 987 amino acids. NCBI's taxonomy places the organism in Eukaryota, Metazoa, Arthropoda, Insecta, Diptera, Psychodidae. The transcript is spliced from 9 exons. The record is from RefSeq and is a predicted model, not a curated record.
GUCAAUCGAUGUGUCACUGCGGUGGUGAAAAACAGUGCGAAAUUUUUAAAGCGAUAUUUUUUGUGGAUUUUCUUUGUAAAAAUGUGCCCAGAAGUGUCUCAAUUAUAGCAAAAAAUCACCAGUUGUAUCCUAGGAAGAGAAUAGACCUAGUGAAAAGCCAGUUAAUUGGGUGAAAAGAGAGGAAAGUCUGGCCAAAUCAGCCACCGUAUUUGCAUGUGUGAAAAAACUCUCUGAAGCGCCAAUAUUCAUUGAAAUUCAUCUUCAAGAGCAUCUAAGGUCUGUCGAUUAAUUAAAAGGUAGAGUAUUUGCGACAAACAGUGCGCAAAAGAUGUCUUACGAUCAACAGAAGCAGCAGCAGCAGCAACAGCAAAUGUACCACGGAAUGCCAAAUGGCGUGCCACCACAGAUGGAGGCUAGAGUGAAUGCAAAUGGGGCCCAGCAGUACUAUCCAUCGCCUGGCAGUAAUCUUCCAUAUAUGCCACCUCAGCCAAUUCCGGCCAAUUUGACUACUCCGGUGAUGGCACAAAAGAUGCCACCGCAUAUGAAUUUGGUUAAUGGCAGUGGUACGUCCACAAGAACAGCAUCUCCGGCAUUUGGUGGUAAUAUCCCACCGUCUCAGCUGCCACCGGCUCCGAAUCCCAAUCUUCAGGCACCUCCUGGAGGCAAUGUGGGUACGUGGAAUGCCCAAAGGAUGCCACAGAGUGCCAAUACAGCCACUAGUCAGAGUAAUGUCAACAACAAUGUUACCACAACUCGGAGCAUUCCUCCAGUACCCUCAUUUGCCCCCCUUAAAACGUCUACGCCCAAUCAAUCUUUCAAUUUGGCCACAAAUAUGCAAAAUAUGUCACUCAACUCCAAUUACCCUGCACCUGUGCAGCAGGUACCGUCGCCAGCAGCCCAUCGGCCGCAGGGUUUCAAUACGCAACCGUUCAAUGGACAAAGUCAUCAGCCACAGCAACCGCUACAGUAUCAAAAUCAGCAACAGUACCAACCCCAAGUGCAUCCCUAUGGCAAUAAUGUGGCCAGUCUGGGUGCAACACAUGCGGGAUUCAAUCGAUUAUGGGGCAAUGAAUCCGUGGAUUUGCUCGAGAAUAGGCACAUCUUGCCACCGGAGAAAGUUCAACCGCCGACCAUUAGGCUCAAUCAGCAAUUUCAAGAAUCAGUCAAUUGCAGUCCUGACAUUUUUCGGUGUACUUUGACCAAAGUACCAGAAACGAAAGAGUUGCUAAACAAGACAAGACUUCCUUUAGGCAUUCUGAUUCAUCCAUUUAGAGACCUGAGUAAUCUACCGGUUAUUCAGUGCUCCACAAUAGUGAGAUGCCGAGCAUGUCGCACAUACAUAAAUCCCUUUGUUCACUUUGUGGACUCCAAGAAGUGGAAAUGCAAUUUAUGCUACAGGGUCAAUGAAUUACCCGAUGAGUUUCAAUAUGAUCCGGUGAGUAAGACGUAUGGUGAUGUGACACGUCGUCCGGAGGUGAGAUCCAGCACAAUUGAAUUCAUCGCUCCCAGUGAGUACAUGUUGCGUCCACCGCAACCUGCCAUUUAUCUCUUCCUGCUGGAUGUGUCCAAUAUUGCCGUCCAGUCGGGAUAUUUGAAUACAGUCUGUGAUACACUGAUGGAACACCUGGACAAUUUGCCGGGCGAUGUGAGGACACAGGUGGGCUUUAUAACAUUCAGCAGUACUGUGAAUUUUUAUCAUUUGGCCGAGGGUUUCAAUCAGCCGCAUGAGAUUACGGUAUUGGACAUUGAUGAUGUCUUUUUGCCAUGUCCGGAUAAUUUGCUGGUGAAUCUCAAGGAGUGCCGGGAAUUGAUUAAGGAAUUGCUGUUACAACUUCCAAAACGAUUUUCUGGUGUGCAUGAGCCAAAAUCAGCUCUAGGUGCUGCACUUCAAGCGGCUUUUAAGUUGAUGGGUCCUUCGGGGGGGCGUGUAACGGUGUUUCAGGCAUGUUUGCCAAAUUGGGGCCCUGGAGCCCUUCAGUCACGUGAAGAUCCCAAUAAUCGUAGUUCCAAGGAGGUAACACAUCUUGGUCCAGCCACAGAUUUCUACAAGAGAUUGGCCCUAGAGUGUUCAGGACAGCAAAUUGCUGUUGAUUUGUUUCUAAUGAACAGCCAAUACAGUGAUCUGGCCACAUUGUCGGGUAUCAGUAAAUUCAGUGGUGGCUGUAUUCAUCAUUUUCCGCUGUUUAAUCAGGGAAAAGCGCAACAGGUGGAAUCUUUCAAGAAGUGCUUUGAGCGCUAUCUUACACGAAAGAUUGGUUUUGAGGCUGUGAUGAGGGUUAGAUGUACCCGAGGUCUGGCCAUUCACACAUUCCACGGCAAUUUCUUCGUGAGAUCCACGGAUUUGCUGUCACUGCCAAAUAUCAAUCCUGAUGCAGGAUUUGGCAUGCAGAUCGUGCAUGAGGAGAGUUUGUCGGAUCUGCGGAGUGUGUGCUUCCAGGCGGCAUUGCUGUACACAAGUAGCAAGGGUGAAAGGAGGAUUCGGGUGCACACACUUUGCUUGCCAGUAGCUGUCAAUCUCACGGAGAUUCUCUAUUCGGCUGAUGUGCAGUGCAUGGUGGGACUUCUGGCUAAGAUGGCUGUAGACAGGUCUCUAACAGCGUCUGUGGCAGAUGCCCGGGAUGCCCUUAUAAAUGCCACAGUUGAUGUACUCUGUGCAUUCAAAGUGGCACAGAAUCUCCCGUCUGGGCUGACAGGGCAAGUGGUAGCACCACAAAAUCUUGCCCUUCUUCCACUCUACAUAUCGGCCCUUCUCAAGCACCCUGCUUUCCGUGUGGGAACGAGCACAAGACUCGAUGAUCGUGUCUUUGCCAUGUGCGAGAUGAAGAGUUUGCCGUUGGAUCAACUGAUAAGGUACAUCUAUCCAGACUUUUACAAUAUAGACAGCGUCUUUGAGAAUCCAACGGCAAAAGUGGAGCCGGCCAGAAUGCAGCUAUCAGCAGAAAAAUUGGAUUCUCGAUCAAUCUUCCUGCUGGACUGUGGAACACAAAUAUUGAUAUUUGUGGGAACCAAUGCUCAACCAAAUAUCGUAACUGGUGUAUUUGGUGUUCCGUCUGUUAAUGAUAUUCCGGAUUUGUUCUUUACGCUACAAAACACCGGAACACCCGAAAGUGAGGCAUUACAUGCAUUUAUUGAGGGUCUUAAUGAUGAAAAACCAUUUGCUGCAUCUAUUCAAAUUAUAAGAGAUUCAAGCAGCUAUAGGAGCCAAUUUACGGAGAAACUCAUAGAGGAUCGUGCAGAUAAUUCCCUCUCAUAUUACGAAUUUUUACAGCACUUGCGAUGCCAAGUAAAAUGAUUCUUUGUACUGAAACCACGAAAGAAAAGAAUAACAUUCAAUUACGACGAAGUUACUAUGAAUUAUUAGUGAAGUUUUAGUGGUUUAGAUUUAUUAAAAAAAAAUCUUCAAAGGAGUGAGAGGUAUGAAGGAGAAGUGUAAAGUGAAAAUGCCGUAGACGGUAUUUUUCGGAUAUAGAGAAUGAUAGAAAGGAGAAGGAAAAGGACAGCAAAUAGAUGUGUAUAGAUGGAGAGAGGGGAAGAUGCAUAAGAGAAAAAAAAAUUAUAAAUUAUAUUGACGGAGUCAGGUGAAUAGGAAAGAAAGAAAAAAUGAUAGUUUUUAAUUUUCAUCAACUCACAACAUCGCAUUUUGUUUUGUUAUCCAUUGGACGUAGAUUUUAAGGAUGGUGAUGAAGAGAAAACCAAAAGAAUAAUGAACAUUAAACACGCGAGAUCAGACAUUUCUUUUUUUUUUAUUUUUCAUGAACAUUGCAUCGUGUACAGAUUUUUUUUUAAAUAAUUUAAUAAAUCAAUUUUUAAACAUUCAAUUCAUAAAAUGCCCAAGAGACACUUUUCUUUAAAACACUGCAAAUGAUUUUUUGUUUCUACACAAUGUCAUUCGGAAUUGUACAUUCUUAAUUUUUUUUUCUAAUUUACUUCAACAGAUGAUAGAAAUAUACAUUUUGUCAUGAAACAUUGAUAAAGUGUUAUUUAAAAAUAUUAAAGAGACAAAGUUUAAAAUUGAUAUAUAUAACCUAUAUUGUCCUCAGUGUCUUUUUAAAAUGAAGAAAGAAGAAUAUAAAUUAAACUAAACCCUCUAUAAGCCAACAGAAAAGAAGAGAAGAAAAUGGAAAAGUGAUGCAAAGUAAUAGAAUGAUUAAAUAAAUGGCAUAAAUAGGCAAUAAAUCUCAUCGUCUUUUCACUCUUUUUUUUUGUUGAAAUUUCAUCCACAAACAUAGGUUUAUUUAACAUGUAAAUUUUUUAAAUUGUAUCCUCAAUGCAUUAGUCAUUUUUUUUAAAUCUUAUUUUAUUACAAUUAUACGUUUAAUCACUGUAAUCUAAAUUGAAUAAACAGCGCGAAAGGAAGUUAUAUUGGAAAAGGAAAAUGUAA